Messenger RNA from Pomacea canaliculata, 5741 nucleotides. RefSeq names its product KAT8 regulatory NSL complex subunit 1-like. NCBI's taxonomy places the organism in Eukaryota, Metazoa, Mollusca, Gastropoda, Architaenioglossa, Ampullariidae. The transcript is spliced from 8 exons. Gene Ontology annotation, molecular function: histone acetyltransferase binding. Bases 609 to 4187 code for a protein of 1192 amino acids. The record is from RefSeq and is a predicted model, not a curated record. Gene Ontology annotation, cellular component: NSL complex.
GUUCUUCAUGGCAUGAGCCAGCCGCCAUGAUAGGAUGAAAAUGGUGCGUGCUGAAAGUCAUAUCUGCGAAGCUAAUUGGAACACUUUAACCUCAGUUAUUUCUCUGAAACUGUCAGACGGAGUUACUUUCAGUGUUAUUAGUGCACUCGACGUUGAAAAUUGUGAACUUUACGGCGUAAAGUGACGAUUUCUAUGCAAGAGAUUGACGCAAAUGGAUGUUUUCAGUACAAGGACGUGUCCCGGUCACGUGGUUUUGUGGUAUUUUUGCGGGUUUUCGUAUCGUUGAUUAAGAAGCGCUUUCGUAAUUCUCUAUGCCUUCAGAAUUUGGUCUGUGAUUUGUGGGACACAUUUGUGCUGUUUGUGUUCUGUAGCUACUGCAGGAGAUCUGCUGUUCGACACAUGGCAAAGCGUUCGCAUGCAAAUUCGAUGCGAGGGAAAUAAUCGAAGUCACGUGCUUACAGACGAUGAGGAACAUGUCGAUACAAUGAAAAUUCCCAUAAUGACAUAAAUUUCUAUCUGAAAUGUUUUAACAGUUUUUAUAUGCACAAUUGGACGACCUGUUGUUUUCGUGUGUGCGGUGGAAUGUGUUUUUCUGCUGUUAUAUUUUUAUGUCGGGCCCACUGCCACUGAGGCUAUGCUGCAUGGCCGCGAUGGCUCCCGCGCUGACUGAGGCGGCUACACAGGCGAAGAUUAAAUUGCCCGACACCAGCAGUGCGGCGUCAGUAGAGUCCCCAGUUGUUAACGGACGGGAUUUUCACCAACCUGCACGCAGUAAUUCACUGAGUAAAUCAGAGAAGAGUCCUUGUGUUGUGAAAUUACCACAGGUUGUAAAGUCCCAGGGAGUCCUGGCGACUGGUUCUGUAUCGCACCUGAACGGGGAUCUCAGAUUACUGGCGUCACAGAAGUCAGCAACAACUGUUGGCAAACUCAGUACAGUCAAAGUAUCUGGAAGAUUUAAAGAUCUCAUCGCCGGCCGAACCAGCUCCUUUCAGAACGAGGUGAUCAAAACACUUGGUUAUAACGGAAAGCUAGUGCAAAGAAUGAAUGAUCCAUCGUCUGGACUAAGAAAUGAGGAAGCCGAAAAUUGUCGCAGGCAAUCACAAAAUGGGUCAAACAGACUGCCUUAUGGCGACACAUUUAUGACGGAUUUGAUGGGAGGCAAACAGCAAACAGAACUUACUAGUGGUCAGGCUAAUCAGAUUGGGGCGACAAAAAAUAUGUGCAAGGGUACGCAAGAGGGAGGUAGGCUUAAGAGCAGCAGGAACAAUGCCACCCGCGAGACCGGCGGGCAGCAUGCCCAGAGACCGAACGCACCCUCGGCAUCUGCAACAUCAGAUGCGGCUCAUGGGCAGGGCUUAUCGAUUUACUCUUUCGUAGAUAGUGUCGAAAGUGAUGCUAAUGUGGAAAAAAUGCGCGCUGAGGCCAGCAAGAAACAGGCACAGUUGGAAAGACGAAUGGAGUUCCUCUUGCGUCGUUUACGUAGGGUUCAAGGUCGACAAAUGGAAGGUCAUGUGCGACAUCAACUCAGGCACUUCGUUGCCUACCAGCAAAACAACCUCCAGACUGUUACAAAACCGAUUAAUCCGUCCAGUUUUACGAACGAUGGGAGCGGGGAUCUCAAAGCAGAACUGUGCAGUGAUGACGCGAAAAACUUGUCGACCGCUGCUCUGGUCGACUUGGUACAUAGGAUGCAAGCUUCUCAGGCCGUGCCAGCCUCCAGCACGCGUCCCGUGCCUUCCGUCAAGCCCGAGGUGACAAAUGUAUUGACGAUGGCAGACGAUGUCCGCAGAGAGACAAGAGUGACUGCUGAAAAGUUCCUUAUGAAUCUCCACUUCAUGCAGUCAGCUUUGGACUCUGAUGCCACAGAGAGCAGCUCAGGGGGGGAGAGCUGUGAGGAGGAUGAGGUAGCAGGUCAUCAUCCUACUUCUGCACCACUGGUGCGGAGAGCUGAGUGGAAAUGGGCAGUGGAGCGUGCAGCGGUCGCUUCCCGAUGGACGUGGCUACAGGCCCAAGUGUCUGACCUGGAGUAUCGCAUUCGCCAGCAAAGUGACAUCUAUAAACAGAUUCGUCUUGCCAAGGGACCUGUAAACCUAGGAGAUCCUCCCACACCUCAGGACCUCCUGCAGCAUGUUCACCGAAACUCCAUAGAAACCCGAAUACCUGUCAGUGCGGCAUCUUUGCCCUCUAGUGGCACAGAAGUGUCUCCAUGCAAUGUGUCGGCUGUGAUGUCCAAUGUUGAUAGGCAAGCCAGCCGACUAACUCAGUCUCUAGGAAACUGUUUGUCACCAGCUACAUUGAGCCCAACUUCCUCCAUGAGUAGUUCCCGCCCAAGGUCCACAGUUUCUUCACCGCCUCUGACACAAAAUGGUUUUGUUGAGUCUCCUUUUAGCACCAGUGGAGGUGAGACAGACACCGCUGAAAGCAGCCCUCUUGGACAGUCUAGUGAUCAGCAUCUGUCUGCUGCAGUAGUAGAUUUGAGUCCUGUCUUGGAUCCUACCUGCCGGGCAGCGCGUUGUUUGCCUCUGAAGCAUCCUUUGCGGAAACGUAAAUUGUUGAGGACUAGUGGUUUGCAUUUAAUGUCUCGUAAGGCUGCACGCUUGUCUACAAUCAAAUGCCACUGUCAUCAUCCAGUGAUGCCGUGUGUGGUGUGUAGCGGACGUGUAAACAACAUGCAGCCUUUGGAACCAGACUACAUGCCUUUUCGAGAGCGUGUUGCACUUCUUGACUCAUCUUACCACCAUGUUCUUUCAUUUCCUGAAGAUGUUCCACUUUCUGUUCACUUUGAGGGUUUGUUGCGAUCUGGUGAGUGGCAGAACAAACCUCAAGUCCGUCGCCAUAGAACAGAAUACAGACGUCAGAAAUGUUUGCCAAGCACAGCAGACAACAGGAAGACCGGGCGACAGUUUAGAAAGAGUGCUGCCUCUGUGAUCAUCUCAUCAGCCAAAAUCCGCAGCAAAUAUGAACACAAAACAGGACGAAAGGGGCCACCAGCUCGAGGGAAGAGGCUUGGAAAGCGAGCCAUGAACGCUGAGCUGAAACGCCGCAGGGCUGCACAGUUUGCAGCCAUGGCAAUGAAGAACAAGAGCAAUAAGACACCUAGCGAGACUGCUAGCAAUUACUACGACACUCCAGCAGCCUCACCUCUGUCGCGUGAUCAGCUUUCAGCCAGUUGCCCUGGUUCAACCAUGAAAGAAGUCAAAGAAGUCCGAAAACGUCGCGGAGAAAGUGCCUAUGACAUCAACAAUAUUGUCAUUCCAUUCAGCAUGGCUUCUUCAAUCCGUGUGGAGAAACUACAGUACAAAGAGAUUGUGACCCCUAAGUGGCGAGAUCUGACUUUAGACGAGAUCCCAGCAGAAAUCAUCAAAGUUGAAGAUCACGAACACAAGUCAAAUGGACUCAUUGCGAAAAAAUCUCCUGAUGAAGAGAUUGAAGACAUGUCAGAUGAGGUCUACAUUGAACGACACAAGGUGUGCGAGACAGAGGAAAAGAAGCGGUUUUCCACCAUUGUAAAAUACCCACCAUCGCGCAGGGGCCGUGGCCGCUCUAGCAUUGGGCUACAGUCAUCUGAAAUCAGCAGUCAAGACUUCCUUGUUCCAUCAAGUUCUGACAUUGGCUGUCAGCCAGUGUCGAUGGGAACUCAAGCCAGCCUGGAUGCUGGAGAACUCACAGGGGAAGAGUCACAGGAUAUGCGAAACAGCAGAUGCAGCACACCCAUUCCACAGGGAUCCAUCCCCACUUUUCAUCUGCCCUCCAAUCAGCAGGAUGAGGACAGCAUGAGCUGCACAUAUGGUGGGUUAUCUGUCCGCCAAGGGCCUAUUACCAGUACUGCUAUACGAGAGCGGCUGAGUGUCAGCUCCAACCUGGAAGACUUUGGUACAGAUUACAUUGAUACCAGAGAUAUUCGGGGCACGGAACCUUGGCCGCUUCGCGAGUUCCCACUGACAGAUGAAGAAGUCGAGCAGCUGUAUAUGGAGGACAUGGCACACUCCUACAGCCUUCGACCAUCGGCCAGCGUUGCAGUGGAAAACAUGAGCAGAGCUGAAUCAUCUGCCUCGGGAAGUCAGCCAGCAUCACCCGUACCAUCUAGUACAUCUGCAUCAGCCCUGGGAGACAACGAUGCAGCUGACCCAGAAUGGGUUGCAGAAGGAGAUCCACCCAGAAAGUUGCAGAAGCUAGCAAAGAGAUGAGCAAAGUUUGCACCAUUUGUUGGUUUACCUUGGUACAGCUCUACAGCAGCUAAUGUAUGCAAAUGAGCAUAAAUCCACAUGAAAUUCACUCUCCCCUAGAGUUGGAUGUGACCCAGAUUCUUGCCCCAACUGGAAGUUAGUGUUCGGGUGGAAUGAGCCGAGCUAACCGGCCUAUGACAUUCAUAGCCAGGUUACAGAGGAAGCAAGGAAGAGCUACUCUUGUGCAAUUAUAGCAAAGCAUCCACACUGCUGUUAUCAUGUGGUACUUAAAAAAAAGAGUGAGCCUUUUAUACAGCUGUGGGCGCACACAACAACUGACAGAUUCACUGAAAUUGUCAGCAACAGAUUUCAUUAUCAUCUGUUCCAUGUUGCAUGGAUGUUGAAAAGCCCACUUGACAGAAACAGACUGUGACUGUGGAAGUGAAAUGAGCACUGCCUUUAUUUGUGUGUGUGGGCGUGUGUUUUAAGCUGUUUAAUUCAGUUUAAACAGUGCAGGUCUGAUAACAAAAGAGAUGAAAAAUUAUCUGUUUAAGGGUUCAUCUUUAAAAUUUCUAUUGCGAGUGAAACUCAGAUCUUACGGGCAGGCAGUGUUUUUUAACUUUAUCUCUUGUCAAGUGUUUAUCCUGCAUGUCCAUUGCUCCAGCAAACUAUUCACAUUAAAGAAUUUUACAGUCCCAUUAAAAAUAAAAGGGGGGAGGGACUAAGUUUAACAAGUCAGGUUUUCAGUUGCUAAUUACAAUUCUUUAUUUACGAGGGGUAAAAUAAGCAACUGAGCGCUUUUUUCCAUUUAGCCCUCGCCCUUUACAGGGAAUGAAAUUAACUAAAUAAAUGAAUUAAUUAAGCAUUAUAGAAAAAAUUGAAUAAACAUAAAGAAGGGUGGAUAUUUACAAGAUGGUGGUUAAGAAUAUAUAUUUACAAGGUCACCUGGAGUUGGGAGGAAUCUAUAGAGGCCUCAUCUUGUAAGUGUUUAAUUAGAUGGCGUCGAAAGCAGUUCAGGGAGUGCAAUUGCUUGAGAUGGAGAGGGAGGCUGUUCCAAAGCACACUUCCUGAGAAUUUCAGACUUGAUUUGAUUUGAUUUAAUGUCUGUCAAAUUACCCCUGAUCAAGACAUUUAUACACUAAGCAGUAGAUUUAUUUUUCCCUAAGAAUGUUUUUUUAUUUUAAAAACAAAACGAAUGUUUCAAAAAUGAAUAUUUUCAAGAUUAACAUGCCUAGACUGGCACCUCCUUAGACAAUAUGUUUCCUCGUGGCUUUUCGUCAUCUUCUUUUGUGUUAAUAGGCUUUGUACGUCUUCAUUUGAUGUUUCUUAGGGUUGGGAGUGUGUACAUAAAGCUUUGUCUUUAGAGAUUUGUGAGGGAAAGAGUAAGUUUGAUUUUUAAGCUGGUUAGGUUUGAAGCAAGCAAUUUGAGAGGUUUCAGCUGCAGAACAUUACAGGUAGUCCUCGACUUACGACGGGGAUCCGUUCUCAACGCGGCGUCGUAAACCGAAUUUCGACGUAAGUCGGAUCAUACGUUCAUACAGUGCUGUACCAUAAUAACAGUACAGUACUACAAAC